AAGAAAGAGAGGACAAGGGAGGGUUGUUAGAGAGAUUCGUUUCGUUGGUGGAAGUGAAUGGUAGAAGCAUUGGAUUGGCGAGCAGAGCAUAAUCGUCUUCUCAGUCUUUGGAAGCAAUGAUUGUGGUAUGUAAGUAAUAGCAACUACUCAAUGGCUUUUGUCAUUGUUGCUGUGUAAAUGGAAGCAGUUAUUAUUGCACGAUUUUUCCAAGUAUAUCAGAUAUUUGCUGGAGAUUAAUGGUAAAGGACUCAAUGGUAAACCCAAAAGUGUCGAGUCGACCAAAAAUAUGCUACAGACCUAUACGACCUUCUGACCUUGACAUUUUAGAGCAUAUCCAUGGCAGACUAUUUCCCAUCAGGUAUGAAUCUACUUUUUUCCAAGAUGUGGUACAUGGACGAGACAUUGUGUCAUGGGGAGCUGUUGACCGCAGUCGGCCAGAUGGUCAAAGUGAUGAACUCAUUGGAUUUGUAACAGCACGGAUUGUUCUUGCAAAGGAAAGCGAGAUAGUGGAUAUGCUUGGAUGUGACUCAGCUAAAUCUGACCAAACUUUAGUCUAUGUACUGACGUUGGGAGUAGUGGAAGCAUAUAGAAGUCUUGGAAUAGCUUCUUCUCUGAUACGGGAGGUCAUAAAAUAUGCUUCAAGUAUUCCAACCUGCCGAGCUGUCUACUUGCAUGUAAUUUCUUACAAUAACCCGGCAAUAAAUUUAUACAAGAAAAUGUCUUUCAAGUGUAUAAGAAGGUUGCAGGGAUUUUAUUUAAUCAAUGGCCAACAUUAUGAUUCAUUCCUAUUCUUGUACUAUGUAAAUGGGGGACGAUCUCCUUGCUCACCAUUAGAGUUUCUUGCUGCUAUAGUAAGCUACAUGAGGAGUGGCUUUACAUCGGUGGCUGCAAGACUGUGUAAGAACGGAAGCAGGAAGAUCUCAAGGCGGGCAAAGUGUAAAGAAAGUCAUUCUCUUGUGUCAGCAACACCCAACAAAAGAAACUUGACAGUCGAGUGUACUGGUUAUGAGUGUGUUUAAACUCUUAUUUUUUUACUUUUCCGUUUAUUGAAUCAUCCAACCUCACUAUUGUUUCCGCUAGAAAGGUCAUAUUGAAGCCAUAUUGAAGCCAAAAGUAAUAUUUACUUACUGUAACUAUCAUGUCAUAAUAAAUUUCCACGAUCCAGUCUUAGUAGGUGAUAUUAAUAAUAUUUAGUAUGUGGGAUCA
Abrus precatorius (Indian licorice) is the source of this 1206-nucleotide messenger RNA. Its product is annotated as histone acetyltransferase MCC1. Gene Ontology annotation, cellular component: Golgi membrane. Gene Ontology annotation, biological process: N-terminal peptidyl-methionine acetylation. The coding region runs from base 237 to 1019 and encodes 260 amino acids. The record is from RefSeq and is a predicted model, not a curated record. Gene Ontology annotation, molecular function: protein-N-terminal amino-acid acetyltransferase activity; histone acetyltransferase activity. NCBI's taxonomy places the organism in Eukaryota, Viridiplantae, Streptophyta, Magnoliopsida, Fabales, Fabaceae. The transcript has 6 exons.